This is a messenger RNA of Ctenocephalides felis (cat flea), 2028 nucleotides long. RefSeq names its product nuclear RNA export factor 1-like. The record is from RefSeq and is a predicted model, not a curated record. Gene Ontology annotation, biological process: poly(A)+ mRNA export from nucleus. The transcript has 2 exons. The coding region runs from base 155 to 1918 and encodes 587 amino acids. Gene Ontology annotation, molecular function: RNA binding; protein binding. Lineage: Eukaryota; Metazoa; Arthropoda; Insecta; Siphonaptera; Pulicidae. Gene Ontology annotation, cellular component: cytoplasm; nucleus.
GAAGGGCUAUUAUCACUUGGAAACAUAUUUCCAUAUAUAUUCUCAAGUAUAAAGCGAUAUCAGACUGUCCGAGGUGGACAUCGAACUUGAACAUUCUGGUUGAAAAGCCGAAGCUCUUACCACUGAGCAACAGAGAAGACCUAUUAAUAGCAUAAUGUCUACAAGUGAUGAAACUGGAGACGAAACUAAUAGGAGCUGGAGUUCUACUAAUAGAAAAAAAGACACAAGUCGCCGUAUUAGUUUCAAGACAUACCAAUAUAGUCAUGUUAGCCAGAAAUGUAAUAUGGAAAUGUCAAUUAGGACGCAUCUUUCAAAUGAGGAGAUGAGCGGUCUGAGUACGUCACAGGUUAGACCUUUAAAUCGAGGAAACACGAGAGGGAGCAGAAGUGAACAUCGUAACCGUAGAUCCUCAUUGUCGACUAAAAAAUUAUUGCCAGGCCGAUCAGACUUUUAUGAAGUAAUGAUACCCUACAUGCAAGAUUAUGAUAAAAAGUUUAUCUUGAAUCAGUUAUAUAGCCGCUUGCCAUCAGAUGCCUUAUUUCAUCCUCUUUAUUUUAAAUUAAGUGAAGGGAAAGCCACUUUCUAUGUAGACAGUUUUUCCAUUGCGAAAAAAAUUUUACAACUUCACAAAGUCAUACUUUUACCAAAUGGCUACAGUAUGAUGAUGAGAGUUCGCUCUCGUUUGCCUGAAAUAUCUCUGAACAAUAACUUAAGGGAAAAAAUGAUUGCGGCAUUUGCUAGAAGAUAUAACCCGGACAUGAAUUCAUUAGACUUGUCUAGUUUUCAUUUGGAUCCUGAAUUAAGUGAUGUGUUUUCUGCACUGGCUAGGCCAGAUAUAUUGAAUGAAGCUAUUACUAUAAUUGCUUCUAAAGUUCCAUCUUUAGUAGCCUUAAAUUUAGACAAUAACAAAAUUUAUCAAACAGAUCACCUGAUAUGUAUACCAGAGAAGUUGCCCCACAUAAAAGUACUUCACCUGAAAAAUAACAAUUUGACGCACAGCAGGCGACUAGAGCCGCUGAAAAAGCUUUCUUUGGUGGAGUUAAUGUUGGAUGGGAAUCCAUUCAAAAAUCGCUUACGAGAUUAUAGUGUUUACGUUAGAAUAGUGCGGAAAAUGUUUCCAAAAAUUUUGAAAUUAGACGGAACAGAAAUUCCGCCAGAGAUAACUUUCGAGUUACAAAAACCCAUACAUUUACCCACACCUAAAGCCUAUUUUUUUUGCAAUUCAGCGGCUGAAGAUACUGUUCGACUAUUCUUAUAUCAAUAUUAUACGAUUUAUGACUCUGGCGAUAGGCAAUGCUUGGAAGCAGCUUAUAAAGAAAAUUCAAUUAUGUCUCUAUCUGUUCUUGUUAACACUGAAAGUAGUGAUUACAAAAAAGACAUAAUCAAUGAUGAUGAAUCGAAUAAAACACUGAUGUUGGGGUGCUUGCAAAUUGUGUCGUAUUUAAUAUUAUUGCCUAAAACACAACAUGACAUUACAUCAUUUCAAGUUGAUAUGUCAUUUUUAGCGCCUACUUUAAUGCUCCUAUCUGUAUCUGGAGUUUUUAAAGAAUUGAAUGGUGAAAAUAAUCCACCAAUUCGAUCGUUCCAUAGAGUUAUGACAAUAGUUCCUGCUGGAUCUGGAUUGUGUAUUAAAAACGAACAACUAUACAUAACAUCGGCUACAUCUUCCCAAAAAGAGGAAGCAUUUCGGGUUUCACCGAUUCAUAUAGCAGAAGUCACCGAGCAAGGAACCCCGGCAGUUACAGGUGAUAUAACUAAACUGAACAUGCUUCAUGUACUCGCAGCUAAUACUAAUAUGAAUUUGGCUUGGUCCGAAAAAUGUAUGGAAGAUAAUCAUUGGGAACUCGAAAGAGCUUUGUGUGCUUUUAAUCAACUAAAGGGAGAAAAUAAGAUACCUCUGGAGGCUUUUAUAAAAUAAGAUAUGUAUGUGUAUGUGUAUGUGUGUGUGUGUGUGUGUGUUACGUAUGUUCUAUUUAAAUACACGAAUGAAAGUAUACAUUGGAUUCAAUAUAUUGAUAAUGAUGAGAA